GCUGUGUAGUGCUGGACAACGAGAUACUGACCAGAACAACAGAAAAGCAUCCCCAAAGCUUCCGCCCCCCAUGGCGUCGUCUUCGCCGCCGAAGCUGCCGGUCCCCGGCCGCCGCAACAUACUCAUCACCAGCGCGCUGCCCUACGUCAACAACGUCCCCCACCUGGGGAACAUCAUCGGCUGUGUACUCAGCGCCGACGUGUUCGCGCGCUACUGCCGGCUGCGCGGGUACAACGUGAUCUACAUAUGCGGGACCGACGAGUACGGGACGGCCACCGAGACCAAGGCCAUGGAGGAGAAGUGCUCGCCCAAGGAAAUCUGCGACAAGUACCAUGCUAUCCAUAAUGAAGUUUACAAGUGGUUUAACAUAAAAUUUGAUAAGUUCGGGCGGACGUCCUCUCCUCAUCAGACAGAAAUAUGCCAAGCAAUUUUCCAUAAAUUGAUGGAAAACAACUGGCUCACAGAAAAUACCAUGCAGCAGCUGUACUGUGAUACGUGUCAAAGAUUUUUGGCCGACAGGCUCGUGGAAGGAGCAUGCCCAACAGAAGGCUGUAAUUAUGAAGCAGCGCGAGGAGAUCAGUGUGAAAAGUGUAGCAAAUUGUUGAAUCCAACUGAACUAAUUGAUCCAAAGUGUAAGGUUUGUAAGAAUACUCCACGUAUUCGUGACACAGAUCACUUGUUCUUGGAGCUUCCCCUAUUGAGAGACAAGUUGGUAAACUAUAUAAAUGAAACUUCUGUAGCGGGUAUGUGGAGUCAAAAUGCCAUUCAAGCAACAAAUGCAUGGUUGAAGGAAGGACUAAAGCCCCGAUGUAUUACCAGAGAUCUUAAAUGGGGAGUUCCUGUUCCACAUGAGAAGUUUAAAGACAAGGUGUUCUAUGUUUGGUUUGAUGCUCCGAUUGGUUACAUAUCUAUCACGGCAUCCUAUACACCUGAAUGGGAGAAAUGGUGGAAGAAUCCUGAUAAUGUAGAGUUGUUCCAGUUCAUGGGCAAAGAUAAUGUGCCAUUUCACACAGUCAUGUUCCCUUCAACACUACUUGGGACUGGCGAAAAUUGGACAAUGAUGAAGACCAUAAGUGUUACUGAAUAUUUAAAUUAUGAAGCAGGAAAAUUCUCCAAGAGUCAUGGUAUCGGAGUCUUUGGUAAUGACGCAAAGGAUACAAAUAUUCCUCCUGAAGUAUGGCGAUACUACCUGCUUAUGAAUCGCCCUGAGGUAUCAGAUACACUCUUUACUUGGGCCGAUUUGCAAGCCAAGUUGAACAGCGAGUUGCUGAACAACUUGGGAAACUUCAUCAAUCGUGUGCUAAGCUUUAUUGCGAAACCAUCUGGAGCUGGAUAUGAUUCAAUCAUACCUGAUGCUCCUAACGCUGAGUCACAUCCAUUGACAAAAGCGUUUGCAGAAAAAACUAGUAAAUGGGUCGAACAAUAUCUUGAUGCAAUGGAAAAGGUCAAACUGAAACAAGGACUGAAGAUUGCAAUGGGCAUCUCUAGCGAUGGAAAUGCGUAUCUGCAAGAGAGCCAAUUUUGGAAACUUUACAAGGAAGAUCCAGGAACAUGUGCGAUUGUGAUGAAAACUUCAGUUGGUCUUGUCUACCUCCUUGCCUGUCUGCUCGAACCUUUCAUGCCUUCCUUUUCUAAUGAAGUGUUACGGCAAUUAAAUUUGUCCCAUGAAGAAAAUUUGUCAUUCAAUGAAGAUAAAGGAGAAAGCGCAAGGGCAAAAACUCCUUGGGAUUUUGUACCAGCAGGGCACACAAUAGGAAAGCCUUCACCUCUAUUUAAGGAAUUGGAAGAUGAAGAAGUGGAUCACCUUAGGGAAAAAUAUGCAGGCAGUCAAGCUGAGAGGGGCUUGAAAGCGAUAGCUGAUGCUGAAGCCACCGAAGCUGCUAACCAGCUCAAGGGCACAAAGUUGUCUGAUGGAGGUCCGAAAAAGGAACAGAAGAAGCAAUCUGGUAGUUCAAAAUCAAAGACGGGAGAGGCAGAAGUUUCUGUUGCAAAGUUGGAUAUCCGGGUAGGGCUUAUCAGAAAAGCUGAGAAGCAUCCAGAUGCUGAUUCCCUUUACGUAGAGGAGAUUGAUGUUGGAGAGGAGGCACCAAUAACAGUGGUUAGCGGCCUUGUCAGAUACAUUCCUCUUGAAGAAAUGCAGAACCGGAAAGUGUGCGUUCUCUGCAAUCUGAAACCAGUGGCAAUGCGCGGUAUAAAAUCACAUGCAAUGGUUUUGGCUGCAUCAAAUGAGGACCAUACCAAGGUUGAGUUGGUUGAGCCACCGGCGGCAGCUGCCGUGGGGGAGAGGGUCACCUUUGCUGGGCACUCGGGAGAGCCUGAGGCUUCUCUUAGUGGCAAGAGCAAGGUGUGGGAGAAGCUAGCUGCUGACCUGCACAGUAACGGAGAGCUUGUGGCGUGCUACAAAAACGUCCCGUUCGCCACUUCGGCUGGUGUAUGCAAGGUCAAGACUAUAGCAGAUGGAGAAAUUCGCUAGACGUUGUGCAAAAGUGCAGCCUGACUGAGUUGUCUGAUUUUACUGAGAUUGUUAGUAUUGCUGCUUACAUUUUCUUGGGAAUUUUGAUCCUUUGAUUUGAAAAUCUGUAUUUAGAGAAAUGACAAUACCGAUAAAAAGAUAUAGUAAUUUCCUGGGGGAUUGGGACA
This is a messenger RNA of Phragmites australis (common reed), 2640 nucleotides long. Its product is annotated as probable methionine--tRNA ligase. NCBI's taxonomy places the organism in Eukaryota, Viridiplantae, Streptophyta, Magnoliopsida, Poales, Poaceae. Gene Ontology annotation, biological process: methionyl-tRNA aminoacylation. Gene Ontology annotation, molecular function: ATP binding; tRNA binding; methionine-tRNA ligase activity. Gene Ontology annotation, cellular component: cytosol; aminoacyl-tRNA synthetase multienzyme complex. The record is from RefSeq and is a predicted model, not a curated record. The transcript has 17 exons. Bases 71 to 2473 code for a protein of 800 amino acids.